GUUCUGUGCUUGACAAGGAAAUAAAAUCCCUGGGACCCACACUUGGAGCAAUUAAGUGAUAAAUAAAAUUGUUUCACAUAAUAAUAUUUUCCUGUUUUAUUGUGAUUAUCGGAGGAGAAUGUCACAGGAAAGAUGUAUUUUGACAACGUUAACAAUAGCGUUUUUGUUUUACUGUUCAGGUGAUGUUAGCUGUCGAAUUCUGAAUCCAGUCAUUUUAGUUCCCGGCGAUGGGGGUACACAGUUUGAAGCUAAGCUGGACAAAUCUUCUAGUCUACAUGGAUCGUGUGUCAAUAAAACUAAAGACUACGUCAGUCUCUGGUUAAACAUGAAGUAUUUUUUACCCUGGAAAAUUGACUGCUUUGUGGAGAACAUGAAGUUGGUUUAUAACCGCACGACCCGCACAACCAGUAACACACGAGGAGUGGACAUCAGAAUCAGCGACUUUGGGGGAACAUCAACCGUCGAGUGGUUAGACCCUUCACAAUUUUUUUUAACCUCCUAUUUUUAUCACAUCGUGAAAGCCAUGGUUUCCUGGGGAUACAAAAGAGGAGUGUCAGUUCGAGGGGUCCCUUUCGACUUCAGAAAAGCACCAAAUGAAUUUAAAGAGCUGUAUCAGAAGAUGAAGGCCCUGAUUGAGGAGACAUACAGUAUAAACAACAACACCCGUGUGAUCCUCCUGGGGCACAGCAUGGGGAACCCCACCUCCCUCUACUUCUACAACAUAAUGACCCAGGCCUGGAAAGACAAGUACAUCGAGGCCCAUGUCAGUCUGGCCGGGGUGUGGACAGGGGCCAUCAAACCACUCAAACUGUUUGCUUCAGGUGAUAGACUAGGUGUAGUCAUUGUAAAACCUAUCAAGGUUCGCGCAGAACAACGGGGCAUGCCCAGUAGUGCCUGGCUGAUGCCUUCAGACAAAGCCUAAGCGGUCAAACAGCGAGAUUUUAUGCAGCCAG
Messenger RNA from Saccostrea cuccullata (small rock oyster), 953 nucleotides. RefSeq names its product phospholipase A2 group XV-like. The record is from RefSeq and is a predicted model, not a curated record. NCBI's taxonomy places the organism in Eukaryota, Metazoa, Mollusca, Bivalvia, Ostreida, Ostreidae. Gene Ontology annotation, biological process: lipid metabolic process. The transcript has 6 exons. Bases 119 to 922 code for a protein of 267 amino acids.